AUGUUUAUGCUCCGUAACGUGAGCAAAUUCAUUUUCGGUGAUACCUCGAAGGAAUCCAUUAUCGAAAUCCCCCAGGGCCAGCUGUACUUGGUUCGACCCCUGUCGCCUAAAGGCUACUCCGAACUCAUCUUCAAAGACGCCGCAGCUACUAUCCGACGUACCGGCCAGGACUUCCAGUAUCAGCUUGUGGUUCAGAGAGCCUACGAGGAAGGAGAGGAGGAGCUUGCUGAUGACGAAGACGAGCAGGGUGCGGCCGACAGCUUAGACAAGGACGAAAAGGUUUUCCUGCUCGACCAGACUCUUCACUUCCGCUCCGAGGUUCGUGACGGAGCCAACAAGGUUUUGGCUUGGGAUGAUCUGAGCGGUGACGAAGGUGAUCUUUACGAGUUCAUCUGUGAUCCAUCGGUCCCAUCCGACAAAGUUGCCACCUUUGAGUUGGCUGCCCUGCAGUGUCAAUACGAGCGCAAGUAUCGCUCCAGCGCCCAAAAGGCUAGUGAGCAGGAUUUACAGGAGUUUUCCUACCAAGAGGAGAAGCCCAUCCCCUCUGCCAGUCCUAUCACUUCACCCACUUCCCAUUCUCGUGACCAUUCUUUGACCGCCGAAGAGACCGCCGCAGAGAUGGCCAAGGACGUGAAAUAUGCCCAGUCCAAGGGUCGGGCCAAGCCCACUAGUACUGAUGAUGAAGUGACAUCAGCACCCCCUUCCGCCGCUCAGCCCGAUGCGAAAGAAGUUCUCACACAGGAGAUUGCCGAACUCCAUCUGUUUGACUUCUCUACCGGAACUUUCGUACUACAGGAAACCGACGUCACUGCUGCUGUGACAGAAAUUGGAAACUGGCAAUAUUGGUUGCAAAUCACCGGCGAAGAGAAGGAAUGGCUUGGUCAGGCCGUUGUAGGAGACAUCAAUCCGGUCUUCAACUUCGAAUACCUUUCUUUCAUCUUCAACCACUACGCCGAGGACGGUUCCGCAUACUCGUGGCUUCUUCGAUUCAAGAACCAGCCUUCAGAGGAGCGCUUCCAAGAGGGUCUUAUGCAGGCUCUAUGGGAACAACUCAAUGAGAUGAAGUGGACCAAGGUCAAGGAGAAUGACCGUGAAUACGUGCUUGAUGCUUUCCAAGAUCUCACUAUGGAGGACACCGAAGACCAGCCAGAAGAGGAGGAAGAGGAGGAGGAAGAAGAGGAAACCGACGCAGAUGAUGGCCAGCGCAGUGAACACUAUGACAGUGAUGAAGAGGAGGAGGAUGUCGUCACCCGCGAUGAGGAUGGAAAUGUGAAUUCUCAACUGGCGGUCGGCUACAAGCAUGAUCGCUCGUUCGUGGUUCGCGGUUCCAAAAUCGGUGUUUUCAAGCACACAGACAACAACAACCUCGAGUUCUCAACCACCAUCUCAAAGGUGGCAACUCCUGGUGGAAAGCUGUUUAGCCCUAAGAAGGUCAUGCUCCAUGCAGAGGAUUCGAACAUGAUCCUGCAGAAUGGCGACGACCCCAACUCUCUCUUCCGUAUGGAUCUGGAGUAUGGUAAGGUUGUCGACGAGUGGAAGGUUCAUGACGACAUUCCGGUCGAAACUUUCGCCCCUGAGAACAAAUUCUCCCAAAUGAGCGCCGCUCAACCCUUUGUCGGUGCUUCCAAGAACGCUCUCUACCGCAUUGACCCUCGUCUUGCUGGCAACAAGCUUGUCGAUUCCGACUUGAAGCAGUACGCUAGCAAGAACGACUUUUCGGCAAUGGCCACCACUGAAAAGGGAUAUCUGGCUGUCGCAUCUAACAAGGGUGACAUUCGCAUGUUCGAUCGCUUGGGCAUCAACGCCAAGACCCAUAUCCCAGCUCUUGGUGAACCCAUCAUUGGUCUUGAUGUGUCGGCCGAUGGACGCUGGGUGCUUGCUACAUGCAAGACAUACCUUCUCUUGAUUGACUCCUUGCAGAAGGAGGGCAAGAACGAGGGUAAGCUUGGUUUCGAGAAGGCUUUUGCCAAAGAUUCCAAGCCCCAACCCCGUCGCCUGGGCUUGCAGCCUGCGCACGUCGCCCAAUUCCAGCACGAGACCAAACAGCCCCUUGCAUUCACACCUGCCCGCUUCAACACUGGUGUUGACAAGCAAGAGACUUCCAUCAUUACCGCUACCGGUCCCUUCAUCAUCACCUGGUCCCUGAAGAAGGUCACCGCCGGUCGUAAGGACCCCUACACCAUCAAGCGUUACGCCGAAGAUGUUAUGGCCGAUAACUUCCGGUUCGAUUCAGACAAGAAUGUCAUUGUCGCUCUUCCUAACGAGGUCAAUAUGGUUGCCAAGCGCAGCUUCCAGAAGGUCACUCGUGAGAGUAUUGCGGGUCCAGUUACUCCCCAACGUGCUCGAGGCGGCAGAUUCAGUAGCCACCUCGGUCGCAACGAUAUUGUGAACUCCCCUUAUUAG
Penicillium verhagenii is the source of this 2403-nucleotide messenger RNA. RefSeq lists its product as uncharacterized. The record is from RefSeq and is a predicted model, not a curated record. Gene Ontology annotation, cellular component: cytoplasm; nucleus. The transcript has 3 exons. The coding region runs from base 1 to 2403 and encodes 800 amino acids. Lineage: Eukaryota; Fungi; Ascomycota; Eurotiomycetes; Eurotiales; Aspergillaceae.